AAAAAACCUGCAAAAUAAAAAAAUGUGAAGUAACAACCGAUGUAUAUUGACAUUCUGCUCUUAUCAAGACUGCAUAUGACAAAAGAAAGUUUUAAUAUGUUUCUAUAAUGACCACCACACAUAGAACAGCCACCGAGUUAGUAAUAUGCAAGCUUAAGUCCUGUCUCACGUCCCACCAGCCCUGUCUUUAACACCUCAUCAUUUGAACAAAGAUAUGACAAAUGACACUUUAUUUGAUCAAUAUAUUAAUUUAACUGAAAUUGUGAUAAAUUAAUAUAUGUUAAGUUUAGAUAACAAGAUGCUCAGAUUUAUCACUGAAUACAGUUUAUACACAUUUGGAAUUUCAAGUAUUUUUCUAGAAUCCAUGUCACCUAGACUGAUGGAGGUGCAGGUCAGCCACCUCCCUACAUCCCCCAACUCUAACGUGGUCAUUAGCCAAUUAUAAUGCUUGAUUUUGUAGUGGCAUAUGGGGUGUCCAAUCAGAUUUCAGGACUUGACUUUGCCUGACCACCCAUUAGACACACCCCUGCAUCUCCCUGAAAACUAUUCCAGGUCAGAGCACUUCUGUGCACUACAACACAAGUCAAAGGAUCAGUCCCAGCUGAGAUACAGGUGGCCUGCUCUAGCCAUGAGGGUGACCGAAUUCUCAGGUUGCUUGGGUCCAAAUGUCUACCCAGAGGUGCCUGAGGGUGGCUGGGGCUGGGCUGUGGCCGUGGCCUUCUUCGUGGUGGAGAUCUGCACCUAUGGGACUCUCAAGAGUCUGGGUGUGUUUCUCCAGGAUUUGAUGGAAGAGUUUGGGGAGAGCAACAGCCGAGUGUCAUGGGUCAUCUCCAUCUGCGUCUUCAUCUUCACCUUCACUGCUCCCCUGUCCACCUUGCUGAGCAACAGCUUUGGCUAUCGUCCUGUGGUGAUGGUGGGGGGCUUCCUCAUCAGCCUGGGAACCAUCACCUCUGCCUUCACCAACUCCAUCAACGAGAUGUACAUCACCAUGGGCAUUAUCUCAGGCCUGGGUUACUGCCUCACCUUCCUCCCCACCGUCACCAUCCUCGCCCAGUACUUCUCCAGGCGACGGGCCCUCGUCACCUCUGUCGCCUCCUCUGGAGAAUCCUUCGCCAUAUUCGCCUUUGCUCCUGCCUUGACUACACUGAAGGGACACAUAGGCUGGCGCUACUGUCUAGUUGUCCUCGGCAUCUUUCAGGCUUCUGUCAUUGGCUGUGGCCUUUUCCUUCGUCCAAUCAUCAUCAAGCCGGUGCCUGUGAAGGAGGAAGAUGAAGUGGACAAAGAGCCUCUGUCUCUGCAGGCUGUUUACGAGCUGGAGAACGAACAAACCAGAACCUCCAUCAGUUCAGGAGUCUCCCAGGGCUCAGAGGACUCAGGGGUCACCUCACUCUCCGCCUCAAACGUAGACCUGAGGACUGCAGGAGCUGAAACCAAGGCUCCGGUGGAGUGGGAGGUGCAGGACAAAGAGGGCCAGGAGCCGUCACUGUCCACACCUCCCAGCUCACCCAAGGAGAAGGAUGAGGGGAGCAUGAAAGAGGCAGAGGUAGAGGUAGAGGCAGAGGUAGAGGCAGAGGCGGGUCCUCUCCAACCCUCUAGCCCCAAACUCUUGGACUUCUCUGUGCUGAAAGACAGUGUCUUCAUCUGGUACUCCCUCUUCGGCCUGUUUGCCACGCUGGGCUUCUUUGCCCCGCAGCUUUACAUCAUUGAGCUGAGCAAGAGCAGGGGUGUGGAGUCCAGCAUGGCCUCCUACAUGCUCUCUGUGAUGGCAGUGGCCGAGAUCUUCGGCCGCCUAUCCAUUGGGGUGGUGUUGAACAGAGUCCGCUGCAGGAAGACCCUGGUGCUGCUUUGGUGUGUGGUUCUCCUGUGCCUGGUGCUGGUGGCCUUCACUAUCGUAUGGGAGUUCUGGGGCCUGGUGGUCUGCUGCGCCCUCUACGGCUACUUCAUGGGCACAGUGGGCUCUACACACAUCCCCAUGCUGGCUGAGGAGGACGUGGUGGGCAUCCAGAAGAUGGCAUCAUCUGUGGGAGUGUAUGUCUUCAUCCAGAGCUUCGCUGGUCUGGCUGGACCACCACUCGGAGGUGUGUUGGUGGAUGUCACAGGUAACUAUGGUGCUGCCUUCUACUCCUGUGCGGUGGGCAUGGGGCUCAGCGCCAUCUGCCUGGCUCUGGUUGGCCCAGCCAAGUCUGGCAUGUGCCAAAGACAGAGCAGAGAGAAAGAGAAAGGCGAGAGCGCAGAGGAGCAGAAAAUAUCUCAGGACGGUGAGCAGCCGGACUUCUUGGAGGUGGACUUGGCUCCAGAGGACAGUCCGGUCAGACAGGCUGUGGAUCGGGACAAUGCCUCUGUAAUAUGAACCCGACCACAGCUGGACAUCACCUCAGAACUAAAACCAAGAACAUCAACAAAGCAAACACAAGUCCAGAUGCACUGCAAGAGGCUGUAUUACCAACACUAAUCCACAGCUGCUGCUGGGUCCAAUCUCAGGUGUCACUCCCUCACUUUCUGACAAGCUUGAAGCUCACUCCUUCCAGGAUGGAAGCAGUCUCUCCUCCGAGACCAAAGACACAUCCAUGCUGAGCACACAGUGUCACACUUACGACACAUCUUUCACCACAACCUCGCUUAUCAAGAGCUUUCACAACCCUCUGUGUAUUACUAUGUGUGGUCAGUUAGAAUGGCAGUACCACUAUCUCAGGAAAGAAGCGCUGUUGUCAUGGAGACUGAAGCGUCACGGGCACACAGCAGUCAUGAUAUCUAUCAGAUGUGUCUGUCAUAUCAUGACUGUGUAGUGCUUGUUGCAGGAUUCCUGCUCAUGUCAAGGCGUACAUCCUGAUCCAAUCCACACCCACACAUCUGCAGACUGGACAUCCAGCAGCGAGUCUGCAGAGCCAAACACCUAAUGGCUUUUAAACCUAUUCCCCUUGCAUUAUGACCCGUAGACAAUUGCAUUUGAUGCAUGGAGAAUGAUACUACUAAAAUCUAGUCAUGCAAUCUGUACAUACAGUCUAUCUGUCUGUUGGUCUUAACGCACAUUCAUGUAAUUAAUUUCUACCACUAUGAUAAUUAUAGCAAUAUUGCAGCAGUGUUCACAGAUCCUUUACAUGCAUUAAGGAGCUCUAGCUCUCUCUGAACUUGUAUUCCAUGAUUCUUCAUCUGGUCCAGCUUUGGGUAGAAGCCUUCCCUGUGUAUCUAUUAUCAUGUUAUGAUCUUGUUGAUGUACUGUAGAAUGACCUUGUUACAAGUAACCACGUACAACCUGAAAAGCAAUGACGAUACAAUGGAUCAACGUAAAGGUUUACAAUGCUAUGGAAAACUAAAUACAAUGGCGCACAUGUUGUGUAGAACUAGAGGUGGUCAUAUAUACAGUAUAUAUAUAUAUAUAUAUAUAAAUAUAUAUGCAAAGGUGUGAAGGAAAGAUGUGACAGGAGAAAAACUCCACAUGAAGUCCCUCCUCCUGCAGCCUCAGAUCAUCUUCACACCCUCCACACGUGACUUGAAGUUUAGCUCACAAACCUUUCCUUAAUCACUGAAUCACCUCUAUUUAAACUGUUUAUAAUGACCAUUUUUUUUAAUGUACCUUUUUCAUUUUUUUAUUUAAUUGAGUGCCAGGCAGGUCCCUGCCUGUCAAGUGCCGUACUGCUUUCAUUAUGUAUUUUUUA
Molecule: messenger RNA, 3656 nt
Organism: Thunnus maccoyii (southern bluefin tuna)
Lineage: Eukaryota; Metazoa; Chordata; Actinopteri; Scombriformes; Scombridae
Gene: slc16a6b
Product: solute carrier family 16 member 6b
Exons: 6
Coding region: 467-2350 (627 amino acids)
Biological process (GO): transmembrane transport; monocarboxylic acid transport
Molecular function (GO): monocarboxylic acid transmembrane transporter activity
Source: RefSeq, a predicted model, not a curated record